Molecule: messenger RNA, 2402 nt
Organism: Ceratosolen solmsi marchali
Lineage: Eukaryota; Metazoa; Arthropoda; Insecta; Hymenoptera; Agaonidae
Product: PHD finger protein 12
Exons: 5
Coding region: 255-2171 (638 amino acids)
Biological process (GO): negative regulation of transcription by RNA polymerase II
Cellular component (GO): nucleus; Sin3-type complex
Molecular function (GO): protein binding; transcription corepressor activity
Source: RefSeq, a predicted model, not a curated record
AACAUGAAAACUGUGAUUUAAGGUUGGAGUGAGCAACACAGGCUUCGGUAUAGGCGAAUAAUUAUUAUUCCACCAUGCUUGCUUUCAUGCUUAAUUUUCAUCAUGGCAAAAAAGAACAUUAAGUAAAUGCAAUGCCAAUCGCUGGAACCACUUCACAAAUAAUAAUACUAAACGACGGGAAUUUCAAGGAUAAGGCUAGGCAACAACUUACAUUUGAGUGAAUAAUCGCGAGGGCUUUUGCUAUUCGCACAAUCAUGUCUCAUAAAGUUCCUGCUUUUGAAAUUGAUGUUAAUUCGCCUGGUGGAUUGAUGCCACAAAUACAGGCAUUGAUCGCUCCACCGUCUUGUGAAGAUUCUCACUCGUUAAAAUUGAAGAAAGAAAAGGAGGAAAGGAGGCAUGCAUAUUUCAAACGACCUGGACGAGGUCAUAAUAGAGAUUUUUGCGAUGCCUGCCACGACGGAGGAGAGCUCAUAUGCUGUGAUAAAUGCCCAGCCUCCUUUCACCUACAAUGCCACAAUCCUCCAUUAGAGUUGUCGGAUAUUCCAAACGGAGAAUGGAUAUGUCAUGCUUGCCAUUGUGCUUUAAAGAGAGAAAAUAAUGCUGGAAACAAAAGAAAGAAAAAAUCCGCUUUAGAAGUUCUAGCCUUUGCAGCUUCGUUAGUUAAUCCUAGAGAAUUCAAUUUACCUAGAGAAUUACAGUUACCUAUAACAUUUCCUGGGACGGAUAAAAUAGAUCCAGUUUCCUACAAGAGGGGAAAGCAUCAUAACGCCACAAAUCUCAAUGGAAAAAUUCAUUAUCACGAGAAUGGAUCUAUUAUUCCGCUACCCGCACGUCUUUGUUUCGAAUGCGGACGGAGUUGUAGAAAAGCUCCUCUCAUCGCGUGCGAUUAUUGCCCAUUGUAUUUUCAUCAAGACUGCUUAGAUCCACCCCUCACUGCAUUCCCAAGCGGUAGAUGGAUGUGCCCAAAUCAUUUGAAUCACUUUAUCGAUCAAAAUCUUUUGACCUCGUGUGCCGCUACAGAAAGGGUUAAGUUGUGGGACAAAUUUGCCCACCAACGAAUCGAUCAACACGCCGUUAAACUGCAAUUUUUGCGAAAAGCUCACUCCAUUAAUCCCCCAUUUAGGAUAAAGAUUAAGCAUAAUCAAAAGUGUAGAGUUAAAGUUCCACCUAGUGUAAAGUUUCAUUAUGCUAAUCCGCCUGAGCUUGAUUUUUGUAAUGUAUACAGAUCGGGUAGUUUUAUAUAUCCAACGUCGAAAAAAAAGUUUUCUACCGACGUUUCUAGAACCGAGUACGACGAAGCACAAGUAGAAAAUAGUGAAGACGUUAAAUCAGAAGUAGAGGAAAUUAGUACUAAAGACAAUGGUAUUUUAUUAGAUGUAGAUGAAAAGAGAGAAGAGAUAGUACAAAGUGAACGGACUAACGAUAUAAGCGAGGACAGCAAAUGUGAAAGUGAUACGGAAUUAGAAGAUAAUGUUUUUAUGAAAAGUGGCUUAGGAUUAAGUAUAAAAGAAGGAAUUAGUCUUUUAGAAAGGCCAGUAUUAGAAGCAUUAGCCCAACAAAGGUUAGAACAAAUUUUGAAUCCAAUGGAAGAAUGCUAUCAAACUUUAAAUUGCACCUCAAAAGCUAGAGCACUUAUGUUUCCAUUAGGCCAAACGACAGGUCCUCCAGUAUUCAUGACUUGUAAGACUCUCAAUAUCGGAACAGGUUGCGAAUCUGAUUUAUUACUUGGUCGAUAUGGUUCCUGCAGUUUUAUAUCACCAAAGCACGCAGUCAUCUUCUUCGACGAGACUACCAAUCGCUACGAACUGCUGAAUUACAGUGAGCAUGGAACUACGGUUGACAACGUUUUAUAUUCCUGCAAUUACAGUAUGCAUCCGAUCGAUGUCGAUUAUGUUGAUGCGACUAAAGAUGGACACUCUUCCAAAACGAAAGACCACGAUGCGGUCGAAGUUAUAAAACAGAUUGCAAAUAGAAAUACACCGAUCGCAAUCGACGGCGCUCCCGUGAAGCAAUGUACGUGCAAAUGUGCUAAUAGGAGAGAAAGGCGCAACAGCAGCGAUUGCAUAGAUCAAGGUUGGGAAGGUAGUGCAAUGGUCGAUCAUGGCUCUAUUUUGACAUUUGGCUGCCUCACCUUUGUGUUCAGUGUAGUGAAUUCAUUCACGAGUCGAUAAUACUCAACAUUGUACAGAUUUCAUAAACUAGACACUUCUUCAGUAAGAAAAAUGUUAUUUAUUGUUAUUAUAGUACGUUGAUUGCUUAAAGAACUCAGGUUAUUGAAAUUCGCAAUUAUUUACGUUAAGAUAAUAGUACACGAACAAGUCUGUUUACACUGCCUUUUUUCCUAUAGAAAGAAAGAACGAAGAAUGAAAGAGCGAACGAAAUACACGGAGAGAUAGAGAUAG